Messenger RNA from Acanthosepion pharaonis, 930 nucleotides. Lineage: Eukaryota; Metazoa; Mollusca; Cephalopoda; Sepiida; Sepiidae. The record is from the annotation of a GenBank genome assembly.
AUGAGCGGACCAAUCUAUUUAAGUAGUGCCAAUCCUUUUCCAAUUGUUUUCUUUCUUCUUUCAUUGUCUUUUUUCUUUCCGUCAUUCCCCGUUUUCAUUCAUAUAUUUGUAAUCUUUUCAUUUUCUUUCAUUCUUCCUGUCAUUUAUUUUUUCAUUCUCUUCUUCGUAAUCUUUCCUGUUUUACGUUCUUUUUCUUUUUAUCAUUUCCUAAAAAAUAUUUUUUCUGUUAUUUCCAUCCCAGAAUGCAAGAGUAAACCAGCUGACAUCGCCUUCAUUAUUGACGAUUCUCGAAGUAUCUAUGGACCCGAUUUCUACAAAGGCAUGGAAUUCAUACAAAGUUUUGUGGACAUUUUUCAAAUUGGUCCCCAAGAUGUUCGCAUCGCCGCCGUCACAUUCGGUGAGGUAGUGAUAACAUAUUCGGCUUUCGGGUUUGAAGCGAAUAGCAAUAAACAUGAAGUUCUUAAUGCUCUUGGCAGAAUCACAUUCGAACCUGAUUAUGGAGCUGCUUCAACUGCUGCUCCCACAACUACCACUACUCCUACGACUCCUACGACUACUCCCACUACGACUCCCACGACUACUCCCACUACGACUCCCACUACUACUCCUACGACGACGACUACCACGACGACGACAACACCUCCACCGAAGGCGGAACCAUGCGACGGACAGGAGAUCGACUUUAACUUUGUAUUCGACCCCGCUCAAAUGGGUACGAGUGGUACUGAAGAUACCAUUCGCUUCAUUAAAACUGUCGUGUCUGCUGAAGAUUUAAAUAAUGGUAAAGUACGCGUUGGCACCAUUACGGGACCCUGUCCAGACACAAAAGGUAUGUACGAAUUCUUUUGUUUCGAAUUCAGCGUAUCUAAUUUACCCUACAUUCUUGUGUAUAAACCAAUCAAAAAGACGACGCCAUUAUUUUAUGUCUGA